AAAUUUGCAUUGUGCGCAACGACACGAAUCAAUCCAAUAAAUUGAGCGAUGUCGUCUUAGACGUAAAAUCGACCGGUUGACACGCGUUAAUUGUUGUUUCCUUUAUUAGAACGAUUCGAAUCGUUCUGUUUUGCUGCGUUUGCGAAACUUUCUAGCUGCUCGAACCUUUAUUAAUUUAAAAAAAGUGCCACACGACUGCGGACGCCAUGAAAACGGUUCAAUGUCGGUUCGUUUUAAUGUAUAAAAUGGAGAAAAUACUAUGCACAUUCCUGCUGUGCAUAUUGGCCGUAAACGGCUAUCGCCUUCCAAGAAGCGUCUAUCCUGAAAAUUAUAACCUGGAAAUCCUGUCCCAUUUGGGCGAAAAGGACAAUUUCGGCUUCGAUGGAAACGUCGCCAUCCAAACACACUGCGUGCAACCGGCCGACAACAUAACUCUGCACACCAAAGACCUUACCAUCCUCGACAAAGAUGUAACCGUUAGCGACAUCUCCAGCAACGAUCGACAGGAACAGAAAGUCAGCAAGAUCGAAUUCGAUAAAAAGAACGACUUCAUCAUCAUCCACUUGGAAAAACCAUUGAAAGAAGACCACAAAUACGAGAUCAAGAUCAAGUUCAACGGCACCUUGAACGACGGCCUUGCAGGUUUCUACAGGAGCAGUUACAUCGACAACAAAACCAAAGAGAAGAGAUGGGUCGGUGUGACGCAAUUCGAGGCGAUCAGCGCCCGUAUGGCGUUCCCCUGUUUCGACGAACCCGAAAUGAAGGCCACCUUCGACAUCAGCAUCGGCAGGAAAGAAGGUCUGACCGCCGUCAGUAACAUGCCCCUAAAGGAAACCGUUCCGGUGAAAGAGAAGGAGGGAUGGUUCUGGGAUAGGUUCGAUUCGUCAGUGCCGAUGUCCACAUAUUUAGUAGCAUUUUUAGUGUCAGAUUUCGAGUUUAGAAGCGGCGAGCCGACCAAAGACAGCAACGUCACCUUUAAAAUCUGGGCCAGAAAAGACGCAAUAGAUCAGGUUGAAUUCGCAAGAGACAUAGGUCCUAAAUUCCUGGAAUACUACGAAAAGUUCUUCGAUAUUAAAUACCCAUUACCGAAACAAGAUAUGGUGGCCUUAUCAGAUUUCAGUGCCGGAGCCAUGGAGAACUGGGGCCUGAUUACCUACAGAGAAGCUUACCUUUUGUUCGAUCCUAAAGUCUCAUCUAAAACCAGUCAACAUUCGAUUGCCAGCGUGAUUGCCCACGAACUAGCCCAUCAAUGGUUCGGCAAUCUGGUCACGAUGAAAUGGUGGACGGACCUGUGGUUGAACGAAGGCUUUGCAACUUAUAUGGCCGCUGUGGCUGUCGACAAUUUGUUCCCACAGUGGAACUCUUUAGAAGAGGAGGCUGCCAGUGAUUUGUUAAGCGUUUUCUCCUUUGAUUCAUUAAAGAGCUCGCAUCCUGUUUCGGUACCGAUAGGCGAUCCCAAAGAGAUCGACGAGAUUUUCGACACCAUUUCGUACAAGAAAGGUUCGUCAGUUAUAAGAAUGAUGAUGAUGUUUUUGGGCGGUGAAGUGUUGAGAAAAGGUGUGAGCAACUAUUUGAAGGAACACGAGUACGGAAAUGCUGAACAGGACGAUUUGUGGAAGGCUUUAACUGAUGAAGCCCACAAACAAAGAGCUUUGCCGGAUAAUUUGACUGUUAAAGCUAUUAUGGACAGUUGGACGGUACAAACUGGUUACCCAGUUGUUAAUGUUAUCAGGGAUUACAAGGGAAAAACUGCCAAACUGUCACAGAAACGAUUCUUGAAAGACGUAAGCCCAAAGGAUCAGGAAAAGUCUUGCUGGUGGGUACCAAUAACUUACUCGACGAAAUCUGUGCCCCACUUUAACGAAACCGUUCCCAAACACUGGCUUUCAUGUCCUCUUGAAGACACACUUCUCGAAGAUGUUGCAGGUGAAGACGAAUGGGUUAUUUUUAACAACAAAAUUGGAGGAAUUUACAAAGUAAACUACGAUGAGGACAACUGGAAACUCAUAACAAAAGCUUUACAAGAAGAAGACGUGAACAUAGUGGACACCUUGAACAGAGUACAAUUGUUGAGCGACGCUGGUGAUUUGGCUUUCACUGGAGAUUUGAAAUACAAUAUCUUCUUCGACCUCGUCAAAUAUUUAGAACGAGAAGAGAACUAUCUACCAUGGAAAACCGCCCUCGGAAAAAUCUCCAAAAUCGAUAGUUUCCUGGAGAAGAAACCGAUCUACGAUGAAUUCAAGGAAUACAUGAAACAACUUCUUACUCCAAUCUACGGAAAGGUAGGCGGAUUUGAGAUCAUCAAGGCCAAAUCCGACUUGCUCCAACUCAUCAAACUGCAAAUCCUCAUUACAAGUAGAUCGUGCCGCUUCGAGGUAGAAAAUUGCGUGUCUGAGGCCAAAGAACAGUUCCAGAAAUGGAUGAAAAACGCCGACAAAGAAAAUCCAAUCGCUACGGAUGUGAGGAACGUCGUCUACUGUACUUCCUUGAAACACGGUGGCAAUGAAGAGUGGGAAUUCCUGUGGAAACAAUACCAAAACUCGAAUGUGGCGACGGAGAAGAGUUCGAUACUUUCCGCCUUGGGUUGUACCAAAAAGGAAGAUCUUUUACAGAGAUACUUAGAUUGGAGUUUGGACAAGAGUUCCGGCAUCCGAGUACAAGAUAUCACUCAAGUAUUCGCUGCUGUAGCCAGAAACGAGGUCGGUUUCCCGCUUGCCAAGAAGUUCUUCUACACGAACCUCAAGAAAAUCGCCGAAAUAUUGCAACCAAAUAGAAAGAUCGGUCGUUACUUGACUUCGAUAGGAAACCAAAUUGAUAACGAAGAAGAGGCUGCAGAGUUCAAAAAAGUGAUUGAGGAACACAAAGAAGAACUGGCAGCGGCUAAGAAGAAUCAGGAACAAGCCCUGGAAACAAUACAGGUUAACAUUCAGUGGCAGAAGAAACAUGCCGAUGAAAUUAAAAAUAUUUUGCCUAAAUAUUAUAAAAAAAUAUAAUUGUUAAGUGUAAAUAAGUUUAUUUGUAAUAAAUAGGAUAAUUAUUAUUAUUAUUUAAAAA
Aethina tumida (small hive beetle) is the source of this 3054-nucleotide messenger RNA. RefSeq names its product aminopeptidase N. Bases 207 to 2993 code for a protein of 928 amino acids. Gene Ontology annotation, molecular function: peptide binding; metalloaminopeptidase activity; zinc ion binding. NCBI's taxonomy places the organism in Eukaryota, Metazoa, Arthropoda, Insecta, Coleoptera, Nitidulidae. Gene Ontology annotation, cellular component: cytoplasm. The transcript has 9 exons. Gene Ontology annotation, biological process: proteolysis; peptide catabolic process. The record is from RefSeq and is a predicted model, not a curated record.